Molecule: messenger RNA, 518 nt
Organism: Staurois parvus
Lineage: Eukaryota; Metazoa; Chordata; Amphibia; Anura; Ranidae
Source: the annotation of a GenBank genome assembly
UUAGCUACUGGGGAUGAUUUUGGAUUUGUGAAAUUGUUUUCCUACCCAGUAAAGGGUCGUGAUGCAAGGUUCAAAAAGUAUGUUGGCCACAGUGCACACGUGACCAAUGUCAGAUGGUUGUAUGAUGAUUCCACCCUGCUGACUGUCGGGGGAGCAGAUACAGCACUGAUGAUCUGGACGCGAGAGGCUUUUGGAAAUCUAGAGAGCAAACCUGUGGACAGCGAAGAGUCAGACACUGAUGCUGAAGAGGAUGGAGGUUAUGACAGUGAUGUGGCGAGAGAGAAAGCUAUGAUUAUACCACUAAAAUUUAUGCUGUUAGUAUCCGAGAAAUGGAAGGAACAAAGCCCCACCAUCAGAUAAAAGAAGCUUCAGUGGAGGAAAGGUUCAGAUACCAAUGUAACCUGCCAAAAUCAGGUGAUAAUUUUGGUGUUUGCGAGUAUUUUGACCCCUGCUCAUCUCUAAUCUCUAUGAUCAUGCAAUUUCUGAGAAGGUAAGUAUUUUGCAUGGAUUCACAACUG